Hypomesus transpacificus is the source of this 3045-nucleotide messenger RNA. RefSeq lists its product as uncharacterized. The transcript has 8 exons. Lineage: Eukaryota; Metazoa; Chordata; Actinopteri; Osmeriformes; Osmeridae. Bases 1684 to 2343 code for a protein of 219 amino acids. The record is from RefSeq and is a predicted model, not a curated record.
UUUUGAAAUCUGAAAUGGCGCUGAAUUCACUGUACCAGCCUGAGAAACUCGGUGUAUGGGUGUAUAUGAGAAGCAGCUAACUUUAGAUCAGCCUGAACUACCAGAGUUCGACCCCACGUUGGAUAAAUAUCGUCCCAGAGUAGUCUUGUUGUUUGGUAAUGUAAUUGUUUCUAGCCUCGUAGAUCAUGUUUGUCUCGGUAUGCUUUCUGCUUAGUGUCUCAUGUUGCUGUGCUGGUGAGUAUGAAAGUUAGCACUAGUACAGUACUAAUGGGUCCCUUUAUCGUCCACCUACUGUACUAGUAGCUCUCGACGCUCGUUAGAAAUGUUACCAAAAUGUCGAUAUAAUACAAAUUUAAAAACGUGAUGUCAGUCACAGCAUUGCACUUUAAUAUAUAGAUACACACCUAUAAUAUAAAAUUCCGGUUUUAAAAUCCAAUAAGGAUAUGCUUACAAAUGUAGAGCUAAUUUUCCUGAAUUUAGCAGUUACCGCAGAGCCAUAGAAAAAGAAUCUUUUUCAAUGGUUCUGAGUUACCGUAGCCAGGGGGCCCCAUUACAGUAUCGUCCACCCAACCACUUUAUGGAGAAAUGUCAAGUUUGACGCUGAGGAAGACAGCUGCUACACGUAUGGUUUUAGAGCGUAUUUACAUACUCAAAUCUCAAAGUAAGAAGCUGUCACUUGUUGUGCAGCAAUAUAAGAUGUGUACAUAUCGAUGAGUUACUUUAUGUCGUUGCUGCAGCCUGCAGUAUAUCUUCUUUAAGAAAUUAACGGAAGAAACGGUUGUGAACGAUACUGGGGUCUGGAACGUUGGUGAGUUUGGAUAGACGAUAAUGGGGCCGCUUACUCUAGCUAGCUCCCCAUAUUGAAAUCUUUCAACAGGAAAUGAAAUUAUUGAGCCCCUUUUGCAUUACAAUUUCUUAUCUAUAUCAGGUGCUGUCUUGGAGGCUGUCUUGGAGACUGUCUGUUAUGGUGCGGAAUAUGUUAUCCCAUCAAAUUACGAAUACCAUUUAUUAGUUUCCAAACUGUUCUUCAAGCCAACAUACCCCGAGGGAUCACCCAAGAUACUGGUGUUAGACAAAUUGGAGCUAAAAGACCCACGUUACAAAUCCACCUUCUCGACCUUGAGAAUACCAUAUGUAACAGAAGAGGACAAUGGGAUUUUCUCUGUUAUGUAUGACGAUGGCAUUACAUUUGAUCUCCUCAGACUGGAAGUUACUGCUUGUUUUUCCAAAGAUGAAGUUGGUUACAGAACUACCUGGCAUUUUGACACAGUUGACAAUCCAGCUACCUUAGACUUCCUGCCUUUAGACUCUUCCUCUGAGCCAGUGGUACUCUGGAAUCAGACAGACAGCCAGGCUGGCAUGGAGGGCAUGGGGAUGAUGAAAAGCCACUCAUGGGUGGUAUUACGUGCCACCCAAAAGCAUUAGGGCCACUAUACCUUCAGAAACGGCAAUGGGCAGUUUCUGUCCAGAAGAAAGCUUGAAGUGAAAGUUGAGGGUCUCAGAUUGUAGGCUUUGCCCUAUUGCUCUCACUUCCUAAAAGGUUGAGUGGUACACUCUGGAACGUGGUGAGACACUCAACAUCUAUAUCUUCCUGGACUCCACCCAGUUCAACCUCAACUAUUUUCAGGAAGGGGACCCAGAGGCCACACUUCUGAUUAGAAAGGGAAGAGAAAUAGGCUUGAGAUGUGGGAGAGAGGUUUUCGUUUCCAGAUGUUAAAUUUAGAGAACCAGGACUCUGGCAAGUUUGAGCUCAGAGACCAGGACAACAACUUGGCAUUAGUAGUUUGGCUGAACGUAAAACCUCUUAUUUCUGUGGAGACUUACAUUUCUGUGGGAGUUUCAGUCGUUUUCCUGGUGGGUAUCUGUUGUUGUGUGAGGAAGUGCUGCUGUAAGAGGAACGCCUCCAAACAAAACGCCUCUGCUUCCGGGUCAGGGCAGGUCGUGGUCCACCAAGAUGACGAAACCUGUCACAUGACCAGUCAACCCUCAGGCCCAAGUUACCCCAGCCCCCCAUAUUUUCAGAGUUAUGCUAGUGAACCGGUCGUCACAAUAUCCCCCGCUGCACCCUCUGGCCCAACGUAUCCCUACCAGUCCACUGCUGCUCCCCCCAAUCCAUCGUCCAAUGACACGACGACCCUUAAGGAUGACCCCCACACUCAGGUGUCCACCUCCACAGGACUGGAUCCUCCUUCGUUCUCUCUGGGUUUCGACUUCCUCUCUUCGGAUUCUGAGACUCAGUUCAAGCUUCCUCAGAGACUAAACCACCGCACUGACUUCUUUCCCAGCUCAGACCCUUCCCCCUCUGCAGAUGUCUACAACUCUGACAAAUUGAAUUUCCUGUAAAAGAAAAUACUGGAUUUGGUGGGACCAUACCACAUUUAGUUAUGUUCUUGUCUAGUCACACGUCUGUUAUGUGGCCUAAUUCUAUGGAUAAGUAUUCAUUAUUUUAUCAUUCAUUUAUUGUUUAAGCAUAUGUGGGCACCUUCAAGGAUUCUACUGUGUUGAGUUGAGGAUAAGUGCAAGCCAAAUCACCAUCUCCAGUUUUGAUACAUUUAUAUUUUCCACUUUUAUAUUUUUAUUCUCUGAGAAUUUGUGCCUUUUUAUAAUUUUUUUGUGCUUGGGUGGAUAAUCCAAUAGUUUGUACUGUGACUAUUCACACUAGUUAGCAGUCACUUCUGUGAACCUAACUGUACUUUCUGUGAUGCCCUGUGUACUGAACAUCCUUUCACCACUACAUGUUUGGGAAAUCUACCUGCUUGCCUUAUAGCCCUGGUGCUGCCGGUCCUGGUUGUCUUGCCAGGCCUUUCUGACCUCAUAUACUAUUGGACAACUCAAUGUCCCAUAUGGAAACUUAUCAAACUUUGUGUGUUGUUUUUUACUGUGUGUGUUGAUAUUAUUAUAACGAGGACUUAGCUUCUCUGUCUUCCUCAGAAAAACAAGAAAACUAAGCGCUAAUACCUAUCACUGAUGUUUUUCAGUAAAAACAAAGUUGAAAAUACCGACUUUCGACCACUUGUCUGACUGUGUGUGUUUGAGUUGGCUCGG